Molecule: messenger RNA, 1281 nt
Organism: Chaetura pelagica (chimney swift)
Lineage: Eukaryota; Metazoa; Chordata; Aves; Apodiformes; Apodidae
Gene: DCTN4
Product: dynactin 4 (p62)
Exons: 13
Coding region: 49-1281 (410 amino acids)
Cellular component (GO): dynactin complex
Source: RefSeq, a predicted model, not a curated record
CUUGUUCCUCAGGUGGACUCUCACUACUGCCCCAGCUGCCUGGAGAACAUGCCAUCAGCUGAAGCCAAGCUGAAAAAGAACAGGUGUGCCAACUGCUUUGACUGCCCCUGCUGCAUGCACACCCUGUCCACCCGGGCCACGAGCAUCCCUGCUCCACUCCCUGAUGACCCAGCCAAGACUACCAUGAAGAAAGCCUACUACUUGGCCUGUGGAUUUUGCCGUUGGACUUCCCGGGAUGUGGGCAUGGCAGACAAGUCAGUUGCUAGUGGUGGCUGGCAGGAGCCUGAGAAUCCUCACACACAGAGGAUUAACAAACUGGUUGAGUACUACCAGCAGAUGGCUCAGAAGGAGAAGAUCGAGAGGGACCGGAAGAAGCUGGUGCGACGCAGGAAUUACAUGCCCCUGGCCUUUUCACAACACACUAUACACGUAGUGGACAAAUAUGGCCUUGGAACCAGGCUGCAACGCCAGAGACCUGGAGCACCCAUCAGUGCCCUUGCUGGACUCUCGCUGAAAGAAGGAGAGGACCAGAAGGAGAUCAAGAUUGAGCCAGCUGAUGCAGUGGAAGAAGUGGAACCUCUUCCUGAGGAUUACUACACAAGACCAAUCAAUCUGACAGAAGUGACGACCCUGCGCCAGCGCCUGCUGCAGCCCGACUUCCAGCCCAUCUGUGCCUCCCAGCUCUACCCACGGCACAAGCACCUCCUGAUCAAACGCUCCCUGCGCUGUCGGAAGUGUGAACACAACCUGAGCAAACCAGAAUUCAAUCCAACAUCUAUCAAAUUCAAGAUCCAACUGGUUGCUGUUAACUAUAUCCCUGAAGUGAGGAUCAUGUCUAUUCCCAACCUGCGCUACAUGAAGGAGAGCCAGGUCCUUUUGACUCUGACCAAUCCAGUGGAGAACAUCACACACGUCACACUGCUGGAGUGUGAGGAGGGAGACCCAGACAACAUCAACAGCACUGCCAAGGUUGCUGUUCCUCCCAAGGAGCUUAUUCUGGCUGGCAAAGAUGCUGCAGCAGAAUAUGAUGAACUGGCAGAGCCUCAAGACUUCCAGGAUGACCCUGAUGUUAUUGCCUUCAGAAAAGCCAACAAGGUAGGAGUUUUCAUCAAGGUCACCCCGCAGAAAGAAGAGGGCGAAGUGACCGUGAGUUUCAAGAUGAAGCACGAGUUUAAAAACCUGGCUGCUCCAAUCCGGCCCAACGAGGAGGGAGACCACACCUCUGAGGUCAUCUGGCUCACCCACCACGUGGAGCUUAGCCUGGGCCCGGUGCUCCCCUAA